AUGCAGCUGACGUUGUCUUUAGGAGAUCGCAUAGCCAAUUUUGUUUACCGGAGACCACUUCUUAGAGAUGUUAAAAGUCAAAAGGUUUUCUCAGCUGCGGUGAGACUUUACAAUGAGUGCAGAAAAAAUCAUCAUCGAUGCCGUUACGGCCGAGACGCUCUUUUACCGACCAGGGUCAUUGACGUUGGUACUGUCGAGUCACCCACGCUGAAGUUAUUCAUCAACGAUGUCGAACAGGAAGGCAGGUAUGUCGCCCUGAGUUACUGCUGGGGCGGCGAACAGCCCGGAAAUCUUCUAGCAACCACCUUAGAACGCAUGACUGAAGGGAUACGAAUGGAAGAGUUGGAGCAGACAGUUAGAGACGCGGUAGUGGCCACUCGAAAGCUAGGUUUCAGGUACCUUUGGGUUGAUGCAUACUGCAUUAUUCAGGAUUGUGCCCAAGACAAGGCGAACGAGAUUGGCGACAUGGCUCUAAUCUACAAGAACGCGGCUGUCAUGAUCGCGGCGGGGACUGCGGCCCGAGCCCGAGAUGGGUUUCUUGCCACUCGCAGAACAUACAUACCCGAAGAAGAGUUUCGUAUUCCCAUGUCUAGCGGCGGACUAGGAACUGUCUAUCUUCGAACUGGUACACAUAUGCCUAGGCAUGCUAUUGACACGCGUGGGUGGGUUCUUCAAGAGUUUAUGCUAUCGUCUAGGAUACUCUUCUUCUCGGAAUAUGAGCUCUUAUGGCAGUGUCAAGAGACUGAGUUACGGGGAGUCACGGGCGAAGGAUUAGAGUACUUGCAACCGCUGGAAAGUCUGCCCUGGUUGGCGUUUAAUGAUGAGGCUGGAUCGAAUUUUGGGGGCCAAGAGGAGGAGAAGAGGUACAUCUGGAUGACAGUAGUCGAACAGUACUCGCGUCGAUUGUUGAGUGACCCUGGCGACAGGUUGGAUGCCUUGAAGGGUAUCACCCUAGAGCUUCAGAGCCUGUGGCGGGACACCAACACCUUUGGGUUGUGGAGAAAAUGGUUUAUCGAGCAGCUGACCUGGUCGAAGAAAGAUUGUGAGAAAGACGGCAAUACGGAAGUUGUGAGGUCAGCCCGGGCACCCAGCUGGUCGUGGGCUUCUCUGAACGGGCGGAUCCGUUACACUGGCUUAUUCACGACGGAGUAUGCCGAGGUCCGGGGCAUGACUCUCUUAGAGGAACGCACCUCACCGCAUAACGUUAUCUUGUCGUGUCCUAUCAUCACACUUGACGAUAUGGACCAGUCAAGGCUUGAUGAAGACGAAGAGUGGAUAACAGAAUACCCUGAUUUAGCCGACAUCUCGCUUGAGAUCGGUGAUAGAGAAACCGAAUAUCUUAUCCUAGGGAAAACGAUGUUGGGAGACCUUGAGCUGCUCAUCGCGCUCAUGGUGGUUGAAGAUGACGCAUGCGGCGGAGUAUACCGUCGAGUUGGGCUGGCAACAUUCACUGAUGAGGCAAUCUUGAAUAGUGCAAAGGACAAGGUCGUAACGCUGAAGUAG
Molecule: messenger RNA, 1503 nt
Organism: Colletotrichum costaricense
Lineage: Eukaryota; Fungi; Ascomycota; Sordariomycetes; Glomerellales; Glomerellaceae
Product: heterokaryon incompatibility protein
Exons: 2
Coding region: 1-1503 (500 amino acids)
Source: RefSeq, a predicted model, not a curated record